Messenger RNA from Kluyveromyces lactis, 585 nucleotides. RefSeq names its product DNA-directed RNA polymerase I subunit RPA34 (gene RPA34). The record is from RefSeq and is a predicted model, not a curated record. NCBI's taxonomy places the organism in Eukaryota, Fungi, Ascomycota, Saccharomycetes, Saccharomycetales, Saccharomycetaceae. The coding region runs from base 1 to 585 and encodes 194 amino acids. The transcript has a single exon. Gene Ontology annotation, biological process: transcription by RNA polymerase I.
AUGGCCAAGGUCGACAAAACUCUUUCAAAGGAAUACAUCAGUGAUAGCGACAGCGAUAAUGAUGGAUCAUCAGAAACUGUAACGGACGUUUUCGUUCCACCUGAAAACUAUAAGAAAUGUACACAUUUGAAAUCAUUCGUGAAGCCUAAGAACUUGAAGCAAAAAGAACUUUGGCUUAUCAAACUUCCUAAAUCUUUAGAUGUCUCUAAGCUUUCGAAAUUACCUAUUGAUUUCACAGCGGAGUCGGAAACUGGCAUCGAACAAAAAGGUAAACAUUUCUCUGUGAAGGAGGAAAUCCAACAAGAAAAUUCCACUUCUGGUGCAUCUUCUUCUUCUGAAUUGACAUUAUUGACUCCUGUAGAUAAGACAAAGUUGACCGUCGAUUCAUCUGCAUCAAGAUCAUUUGAUAAGAUCUUUACCAUAAGCGAAACUGCAAAGAUUCCAAGCAUUGAUUAUUCUAAGGUAAGAGUGGAUAGAAAGGAUGUGUUGAAGGUUAAGGGUCUCAAGACUAGACAUUUCGCAACUGGGUAUUACGAGGAUAAAGAUUUGAAGAAAGUUAGCAAAAAAAAGAGAAAGCACGACUAG